AUGUUGCCAUUAGAUUUCGAAAUUAUAAUCUCAUGUUUUGAUUGGUUCAGUUCAUUUGAUGAAAAUAAAAUCCCACAUACAAUAAAAGCUAACCAACAAUCAUCAUCACAUGUAGCCUAUCUACCUGUCGUCUGUCUGUAUUUUGCCAAGAAACAAACCACCAAGCAGAAAUACAAUAAAAAUAAUGACCAACAGCGUCAUCAAUAUGCUCAACAACAGCAACAGUCGACGCCUAAACAAGAGUUUAAGCCAGUUGCUAUUUUGAAACGCGGUGAUCCGUCGGGAACAACAGUCAUCAAUAAAGAUGAAAGCCAAUCCAAGGAAAACAUAUCCACAAAUGGACAAACAACAAAACCGGCAACUUACAGAUUGGCUAGACAACAGCCAUCGCCGCAGCCAACAGUACCGAUAAUUUUAUCAUCGACAAAACCACAAUCGAAUGUGUCUCCACAAGUUGGAAGUCCUUCAACGUCUGCGCUCGCUGCUCCUGUAGUACCUGCAUCGACCCUGACCGUACUAGCUACACCAUCGUCCACAUCAACAUCCACACCAACGCCAACGCCAGUUGUUCAUCAUCCAACCGGACCAAUAAAUUUAAUAAGUUCAACGUCGACGUUUGCACCUCCGCCGUUAACUCAACUUCAACAAGAUCAACACAUUCAAUCGAUUAAUUCACGUCUAUUUUCGUCCACAGCGACAAUGAAAUCUUCAUUGAAAUUAGUCGAUGAUUCGUUAACAUGGUGUGAAAAUGGACAGUUGAAUAAUUAUUUACAGGAUUCGGAUGGUUUUGUUGUCGUGGGCGCCAUUGGCAGAGAAAAAGUCGGUAAAUCAACAUUACUAUCGUUAUUAGGCGGAAAUCAAUUCAUUGAUGAGGAUCGUCUGAUGAUCUUUCCAGCUGCAUCAUCGAAUUCAGACAAAACUACCCAUGGUAUUGAUGUUUACAUCACAAAUGAACAGACAAUUCUUCUCGAUACUCAACCAUUACUAAGUUCUCAACUACAUCAGCAACAACUUCUGCAAUCAUCGAACGACUAUCAUCGUUCGCAGCAGCAACAAUCAUCAGCAGCAGCCAUACCACACUUUUGGCAACAACAAACAGAUCCUCGAACGAUGUUUAUUGAUAAUAUCUUGGAAUUACAAACGUUGGAAAUCAUUGCUUUCAUACUAGCUGUUUGUCAUGUUGUACUCAUUGUCGAAGAUCAAUUUGCUGAUCCAUAUCUAUAUCGUUUGUUACAAUUAGCGGAAAUUCUACGGCCAGUUUUAAAACGUAAUUCCAAUGAGAUUAUUCGCACGCAUUCACCACACAUCGUUUUUAUAUUGAACAAGUGUAACAAUUAUAUUUCACCCCAAGAACGUCUGUUAAUCAAACGUUCAUUAGUACAAAUGAUGAUGGAUACGCAUUUUCGUAUCUAUUCAUCGUUGAAACAAACGAGUAAAAUCAAGAUACAAACCAAUUUGAAACAUAUCGUUUCGGAUUUUAAACAACAAGAAUUAAACGAAAAUCUACUGGUGAAAUUAUUACAACAGGCUAAAGUCAACGAAGAUUUUGAUGAAGUCGACAAAGAAAUCGAUCUAAGUAAUGAUCCUGAUGAUGACUCGGAUGAGAAACAAAUCAACUAUGAUCAUGUCAAUACGAUAUUUAUUCCACGUCGGGAUUUCCGUGAUUCCCAUUCUUCGCACUGGCAGUCACGUUUCCUCGGCUUUUCAAAUGCGGAUUCGAUUGUUCGACAACUUCGACAGCAACUACUUGCUAUUGAUCGUCCUCAUAUUGAACAAUGUCAAACGCAACGGGCUUGGUUAACACACGCAUCGCGUAUAUGGGAUAUGAUAACUAAAUCGAGUCAGCUGGCUGAUUUUAGUCGUUUACUAACAUGA
Adineta ricciae is the source of this 1875-nucleotide messenger RNA. Lineage: Eukaryota; Metazoa; Rotifera; Eurotatoria; Adinetida; Adinetidae. The record is from the annotation of a GenBank genome assembly.